AUGAUGGCCGCAGUGGGUGCCGUCGUGCAGCACUACGUGAAGUUCCCUGGCUUCGACAGCGUGCCUGCCGGACUCGGCGCUGUGGAGGUCCCGCCGGGCACCUACGGCUUCGCCGCGCUCUUCGCGGUCUCGGGCUUGCUGGAGCUGGGCGCCUGGACUGAGGACCCCUCGAAGGAGCCGGGCAACUUCGGUGACCCCGCCGGCCUGGGCCAGUACACGCUGGAGAUGCGCAACCGGGAGAUCAACAACGGCCGAAUGGCCAUGUUCGCAGCCAUCGGUAUCAUCGCCGCCAACGUCUACACCGGCAAGGAUGCCAUCGAGCAGUUCGGCCUUGCGUAG
Molecule: messenger RNA, 339 nt
Organism: Symbiodinium natans
Lineage: Eukaryota; Dinophyceae; Suessiales; Symbiodiniaceae
Source: the annotation of a GenBank genome assembly